UGUUAUAUAUACGCUAAGGAGGCGUGUGGUUACGCUCCACUCUGCUAACGUCGCUUUUGGCCGACUGAAAACAACCCGAGUGUGUGUUGGCGAUUAGUAAAACAGCAGCCGUGCCCCGCCGCGCCCCCACCCCUAGCGGAGCCGUCAUGUGGCAGGAGGCCCGCAAACACGAGCGCAAGCUCCGUGGCAUGAUGGUAGACUACAAACGGCGAGGCGAGCGCCGGCGAGAGUACUACGAGAAGAUAAAAAAAGAUCCUGCUCAGUUUCUUCAAGUUCAUGGUCGAGCCUACAAGAUCCACCUGGAUCCAGCUGUGGCACUGGCUGCAGAGAGCCCUGCAAACAUGAUGCCUUGGCAAGGAGAUGCCAACAACAUGAUUGACAGGUUUGAUGUAAGGGCUCACCUGGACUACAUCCCCACCUACACUCCACCUCUGCUCACCACAUCCACUCCAGAGCAGGAGAUGGAGGAGAGAAAGUGUAACUAUGAGCGCUACAGAGGCCUUGUACAGAAUGACUUUGCCAACAUCUCUGAGGAGCAGUGUUUAUACCAGAUCUACCUGGAUGAGCUCUAUGGUGGUCUGCCCAAACCAAACGAGGAUGAGAAGAAAAAACUGGCUGAGAAGAAGGCCACCAUUGGUUACACGUAUGAGGACAGCACUGUAGCAGAGCCUGAGCCCCAGUCAGACAAGGAGGAAGACAAUUCAGAAAACAGUGAAUCCGAAGAUGACGAAGGCAUUCCAGAUAUCGAUGUGGAGGUUGAUGUUGAUGAGCUGAACCAGGAGCAGGUGAUGGACCUGAACAAAAUGGCAACGCCAUAUGGAAUGGCUGAAGGAGACUUUGUCAGGAUGUUGAGGAAAGACAAGGAAGAAGUGGAGGCCAUCAAACAUGCCAAAGCUCUGGAGGCGGAGAAGGCCAUGUAUUCUGGCCGUCGCUCUCGUAGACAGAGGAGGGAGUUUAGAGAGAAGAGGCUAAAAGGAAGACAAAUCAGCCCUCCGAGCUACGCCAGGAGAGACAGUCCAACAUAUGAUCCUUAUAAACGGCCAGAGUCAGAGUCCAGCUCUGAGUCACGCUCACGCUCACGUACUCCCGGUCCAGAGAAGAUCACCUUCAUCACCAGCUUCGGCGGCAGUGACGAGGAAGCCGCGGCAGCACCGCAAACUGCUGCUCCUCACUCUGGCCACGCCCCUUCCAACUCGCAGCACUCUGCAGGUCAUAGCAGGGGCUCCCGGAGACGAAGGUCAUCCAGCAGCCACUCCCCUUCUUCCUCCUCGCACUCCUCCUCUCGGUCCUCCUCUCGCUCAUCGUCACAUUCACGCCGACCCCGACGAGGACGCGGGGGAAGAGAUGGGCGUCGAUCCCGGAGUCGCUCGCGGUCAAGGCGGCGCUCUAGGUCCUACUCCCGAGGUAGAGGAGGGAACGGAGGAUCGUGGAGGAGACGUGACCGGUCACGCUCCAACGACAGAGACAGAGAACGCGAGAGGGACAGAGAGCGAGAACGAGACCGGGAUCGAGACAGGGAUAGGGACAGAGACAGGGAUAGGAGACGAUACUCGGCACGUAGAAGAACAAGGUCCCGCUCGAGCUCACGUCAGGGCGGCAACUCGAGGCGAGGAGGUCGGAGCAGUGGAGGACAUCGUCGUGGUGACAGCGGCAGCCACAGUCCCUCACGAACCCCUAGCCGUCCUCGCCGUAGCCCAUCCCCUGCCCACAGAGGGGCCCAGCCUGCUACCAUUGCCAUCUCUGACAAGUUAAGAAAGCCUGACACUUCGGGUGGUAAAGAGACGGGAGCUGCCAAACCCAAGAUGACCCCACAGGAACGGCUGAAGCUGAGAAUGCAGAAGGCUCUCAACAAGCAGUCCAAGGCGGAUAAGAAAGCCGCUCAGGUGAAGAUCCAGCAGCAGGAACACAAACGACAGGAGCGAGAAGGCGAACUGCGAGCCAUGGCACGCAAGAUACGCAUGAAGGAGCGCGAGCGCCGUGAGAAAGAAAGGGACGAAUGGGAAAGACAAUAUGGGCGACAGAGCCACUCGCCUUCUCCAUCCAAAUAUGGCCGAGAAUACAACUCAUACAAAAGGAGGUCGCGGUCUCGAUCGCGGAGUCCAUACUACAGAUACUGAGCAGAUGGCUGGACAGCAGUACAUCGGUUUCGAGCACAUACUAUCCAACAACAGCCUACAUACAACAUGGAAACAUGAAGAAAUGACUGCUGGCUAAUAAACCAACACACAAAUCUGCACCUGGAUGUUCUCUGGUUUCGAUCCUGUGACACCUUCAGCCCUUUUCAGACAUGGAUUGUUUUAUUCACACUGAAGGUCACACUGCUGCUUUCUGAGAACAAUUGUGAUGCCUGGCACCUGUAGCCUCAAACACUGAAGGUGUGUACUCACACUUGGCUACAGUGACUAAGAGUGGAAUCUCUGUAUGUGUGCUGCAUGGUGCUUCCCCUUACACACAAGCUCAACAUUCAGAUUCCUGCUUUUCUUUUAAAGCAGAAUUAAGUAAGAGAAGAAUCUCUAAAUAUUUCCUAAACGUAGAAACGAAUUUUCGAUCGUGUGCAGGUUUCUGUGGUUCAGGCUUUAGUGAGGCGAACACCACAAAGAUGCAGAAGGGCCAUGUGCCUGCCUGUCCUUUCUAAAGCGACUGCAUCAUUCGACCUGCUGUGAUGAAUGUGAUGCAGAAGGCUGCCGUGUUCAGGUGAAGGAUGUGUCUGAAAAGGGCUCCAGUCACUAAAUACAGUUAAUUGGUUUAAUUUCUCCUUGUAAAGACAGUCUUAUCAAAUAACUAACUCCAGUUUCUCCACUUCUGCAUGCUCUCCCUCUCCGUUUCCCUUUCUGAACACUUCCUCUCAGCACGGAGACAUUUGUAUCUACUACUAAGCAAUACCUGCAGUUUGUAUCCUCCUCGCUUCACAACCUCCUCCCACAGUUUGGCUUCUUUUUUUAAUAUGAAAACAUUAAACCAAGGAACAUUUUAAACGCCUCCUGUGUGACACGUCCAUCUGAAACCACCUCACAGAAAGCCGAUGAAGUCAAAGUCGAUGCAUUUAUUAAAGUGGCUGCUCUUUUUGUACCGUCCUCAGCCAGCUGUUGACAAAAGCAGAGAAGUCUUUGUUCUCAGUGAUGUGGAAUGUUAAAUACAAAUAAAAUUUACUUUGAGUUACUUGC
Molecule: messenger RNA, 3164 nt
Organism: Neolamprologus brichardi
Lineage: Eukaryota; Metazoa; Chordata; Actinopteri; Cichliformes; Cichlidae
Gene: clasrp
Product: CLK4-associating serine/arginine rich protein
Source: RefSeq, a predicted model, not a curated record